Ceutorhynchus assimilis (cabbage seed weevil) is the source of this 1830-nucleotide messenger RNA. The record is from the annotation of a GenBank genome assembly. Lineage: Eukaryota; Metazoa; Arthropoda; Insecta; Coleoptera; Curculionidae.
CACUGAUACCGUUAGUCAGUAAAGUCAAGAAACACUUGGCAUGGCACUAGGUCACCUUUCUUUAGUCUUAGCAGCUUAAGCGGCUGGUCAACAAUAAAUGCGUUUUGCGCAAGUGACCGCGCGCACGAUCCGUUUCGAAUCUUUAUUUUUUUCUAAGUGUUGUGUUAGUGAUAACAUUUUUUUAAAAAUUAAAGUGAGCAAGCUAGAAAAUGAAAUACAUGAGGCUUAUUUUACUUAUAACCAUAUUUGGCGGCAUUUUCCGGCAUGGCCGAUCCACCUGUGUAUUGGAAUCAGAUUUUGGAUUCAUACUGAACUGUGCUUUUAAGAAAAGUGGACUUUUUCGAGUUAGAAAUCUUGGUGGUUUAAAAGCUCACAUUGGCCUGGGUUUCAGUGUUGGUGAUGAGCUGGGAUUUAAAGAAUCCUUAUCAAAUACUGAUAUGACUAAUCGGCGUAGAUCAACGCAAGUAUCGAAGAUGCAGGCGCAACUCAUUCAGGCCACUCAGAAGCAACAUGACCAGAAAAAAGGAAAACUUGUUUCCACAGAUAAGUCUAUUUCCAGUAGAUCUGUAACUCAACUACCAGAGCAAUUAGCAUCAAUGCAAGUGAUAUCACCAAGCACAUCUGGUACAGCCAGACAAUCUAGUGAAGGGGAAAUUCCAGCGUUUAAACCGAUACCUCCAGCAGCUGAAAGAGCAUCAUUAACAAAAUCUUCUCCGGGUUCAGUUGGUUCCUCUAAAGUUCCUGUAGAUCCUUCUGUAGCAAAAGUAAUGGCUGUAGUUGCUGUUCCUAAAAGAAAAACUUCUAGCAUGGCCAGUGGCUUCUCUGAUAGACUAAUAUCUGUAGGUAAUAAUGAUGCUGAUCAAUCUGUUGUUUCUCAACACUCUUCUAACUCUUUACAAACGCUGCUAUCUACAAAUAACGUAACUGAAGAAGCUCUGGAAAUAGCAUUAUUACAUACACAGCAAAUGAUUAAAAAAUUAAAAACUACAACAAGCACUACAACGACAACCAGAAAACCAGUUACGUCAAGAUAUGGUACGAGUCUUGGAAAAGUAAUGAAUGCACCCAAAGAAUACUAUCCAGUGGGAUAUGAUAAGAACUUCGAUGAUAACUUUGCAGCUAGAGUAGAACUACCUGAAACUUCAUUUUAUUGUGAGCAUCAAAAACAUUUUCCGGGCUUAUAUGCUGACGAGGACCUUGGAUGUAUGGUAUUUCAUGUCUGUGCUCUAACCGACGAGGGCCUUAUUAUGAAAAGUUUCCUUUGUCCGGAAUCAACUCUAUACGACCAAGCAAUUCUUAAAUGCAACUGGUGGUUUUACGUUGAUUGCAAAAAUUCUAGAAAACUUUAUGAUUCAAAUAUACCAAUAUCGAAAAGCUACCAGCUUAUGAAAGCUUUAACAUUUUUCUCAGCUUAUAAAAAAGAGUCAGGAUCAACGACAAAAGCGCCAACUUUGAAAAUUAGUGAAGACUGAGUGAUUCAUAUUAUAUUGUAUUAGUUUAAUUACCUACCUACUAAAAAUGUGUCGAUAUGUAUUUUUAGAUAAUUAUAAAUAAUUUUAUUAUUUAAAAAAAUAAUAAUGGUCUAGUCAUAGUGGUACUUCUGGGUAGAUAUUUCUUUAAUGUUUUUAUUUAUUUUAUAUUGUAUUUUUUUAUGGUUGAACAAAUAAUUUAAUAUUUAGGAUAAUAAUACCUUGUGCCUUCAGUACAUAAGAAAGAAUCUGCUACAAUAUAUUUCCACACAAUUUGGAAAUUUAUAAAAAUUACAGAUAAAUACAUGGUAUCUAACAAAUAUUUUUUUUACCUAUAUAUUUCAAAAAAUCAUCCGCAAUA